Cuscuta europaea is the source of this 969-nucleotide messenger RNA. Lineage: Eukaryota; Viridiplantae; Streptophyta; Magnoliopsida; Solanales; Convolvulaceae. The record is from the annotation of a GenBank genome assembly.
GUCAAAAUCUCGAACAAGAAAAUGAGGAAAGUGUCAAUUUAGUACACCAAAUUGUAAGCGGGGGAGUAAAGAGUACAUCAUUUUGCAAGUGUGAUUUAGAGGUACAUGAAAUUGCCAAAUCAGUGCUAAUUGAGUCUAUCCGGGUAUUAGAACUUUUAAAAUGCCUAGGUGGCAAACAUCUGAUAUGGCUAACUUGAUGUCGCCAUUAGCUUGCCUAGCCUCCUGCCUCAUCGGCUCUUCCAGCUCAACCAGCUCAUCAAAACCUCUAUACUCUCUUCCAUCUUCUCCGAUCAGUACUACAAUGGCGGCCGUUUCCACAAUCUCCAUGCUUGACUCCACCUUUGAGGCUGACAACCUCACCAAUCAGUUCUUUCCCAUUCUUGAAAACAAGUUUCUUUUCGGGUGCAACGACCAGAGGAGUAGUGCUCCGUCGGUGAUGUCAUCAUUUCUCGGCAUCGGCAAGGUCCGGGUCCUCUCCAUUGAUGCCUCCGGACCAGAGGGGUCCUCGCCAGUUUCUUGUUCAUGCGCGGGAAAGACGGGUCCCCGUUGUUGACUGCCAGAGAAGCUCUCAAAUUUGUAUGGGAAAAUGGGCAGAGGAUUUCGAAGCCGGAGCAGAGUGGGGUUUUCUGACGAGUGUUCAAGCUGUCAAAGCUGUUCAAGAAAGUCUACGGCGAGUCAACGCUGAAAGAUACCGUGAAAUCUGUUCCCAUCCCCUGCUACGACCUCAUCACCGGAGCUCCAUUAUUGUUCUCACGCGCCGACGCGCUUGAAAUGGACACGUGCGACUUCCUGAUGGCCGAUGUUUGAGCUUAGGUCGGUGGACGGCAGGACGAGGACGACCGCCGUGGGAGGUGACGUGGCCAUGAAUAACCUGACGGCGGGCGCCAUCACUCACGUCCUCAAUAACAAGCAGGAGUUUCCCUUCUCCGUUGGAGUCAACGAUUUGCUGGUGGUUCCGAGGAGGCUACG